This is a messenger RNA of Schistocerca americana (American grasshopper), 635 nucleotides long. RefSeq lists its product as uncharacterized. Bases 210 to 635 code for a protein of 141 amino acids. Gene Ontology annotation, cellular component: nucleus. NCBI's taxonomy places the organism in Eukaryota, Metazoa, Arthropoda, Insecta, Orthoptera, Acrididae. Gene Ontology annotation, molecular function: zinc ion binding. The transcript is spliced from 4 exons. The record is from RefSeq and is a predicted model, not a curated record.
UACUGUGCUGCCAUACUUACUGUGGGAAUAAAUCACAAAUGAUGUGUAUGUGCUCCGAAGGGAAGCUUACAUGUGAAUGCCUCUGAUGUGAGGUGGAGACAAACAACAAGACUUAUUCGAUUCUUGUGGUAUCACAUUGUGGCAGUGAAGGCGUGAGGGACGUUUGUAUGUGUGAACCAACAACCAUAGCGCUGCCCGUCAACCGAUGAAUGGCAACAGGGCAACCCCACAGGCAAUUGGAGCACAUAGAACCAAGAUUCCUUAGUUUAAAAAUGAUUAAGUCGACUGAUUUACUUCCAAAGCAGUUAUGUUUCACAUGUGUGAAAAAACUAAACACGAUAUCAGAGUUUGUGGAAGAUUGUGUAAAAGCUGAAGAGAAGCUAAAGAACAAUGCAAAGACAAAUUUUUUCAGUAACCAGAAUCUGUUCCAAAGCUAUGAGAACAAAAUUAAUACUUUUGCUGAGGAACCAUUUGAAAUAUGCCGCCUGUGUGCCAAGAAUGCUAAAAAGAUUAUAUACAUAUUUGAUGACACUGGGAGCAUGCAGCAGUUGGAAUUCAAGAUAAAUGCAUAUUUACCAAUAACUUGUGACAUUGAGUUUCAGAAUGGUGAACUGUUCCUAGAAAAUGAGUGCUAG